This is a messenger RNA of Exserohilum turcica Et28A, 1098 nucleotides long. RefSeq names its product glycoside hydrolase family 28 protein. The record is from RefSeq and is a predicted model, not a curated record. Gene Ontology annotation, cellular component: extracellular region. NCBI's taxonomy places the organism in Eukaryota, Fungi, Ascomycota, Dothideomycetes, Pleosporales, Pleosporaceae. Bases 1 to 1098 code for a protein of 365 amino acids. Gene Ontology annotation, biological process: pectin catabolic process. Gene Ontology annotation, molecular function: polygalacturonase activity. The transcript is spliced from 2 exons.
AUGGUUGCCGCAAAACUCACUUCGAUGCUCCUCAGCGCUGGCGCGCUCGUCUCUGCUGCCCCGGCUGGCCUUGAAACUCGCGCUGGUUGCACCUUCACUGACGCUGCGUCUGCCAUCAAGGGCAAGACUUCGUGCUCCACCAUUAUCCUCAACAACAUUGCCGUCCCUGCAGGCACCACCCUGGAUCUGACGGGACUCAAGUCUGGCACUACCGUCACCUUCCAAGGCACCACCACAUUUGGCUACACGCCAUGGGCGGGCCCUCUCAUCUCCAUCUCUGGCAGCAGCAUCACGGUCAACGGUGCUUCAGGCCAUGUCAUUGACGGCAACGGCGCUGCGUGGUGGGACGGAAAGGGCAGCAACGGCGGCAAGACCAAGCCCAAGUUCUUCGCAGCCCACUCUCUGACAGGAUCCUCCAUCACGGGCCUCAACAUCAAGAACACACCGGUCCAGGCCUUCUCCAUCAACAACGCCAACAACCUCACACUGGACAAGAUCACGAUUGACAACAGCGCGGGCGACACGCAGGGCGGACACAACACCGACACCUUUGACGUGGGCUCCUCAACAGGCGUCUUCAUCACCAACGCCAACGUCAAGAACCAAGACGACUGUCUUGCCGUAAACUCGGGCACCGACAUCCACUUCACGGGCGGCACGUGCUCAGGCGGCCACGGCAUCUCGAUUGGCUCUGUAGGCGGGCGGUCCGACAACACGGUCAAGAACGUGAUUGUAUCGGGCUCUACGAUCGUCAAUUCGGACAACGGCGUGCGCAUCAAGACGGUCUCGGGCGCGACGGGCUCCGUCUCGGGCGUGACGUACAAGGACAUUACGCUGCAGAACAUUGCCAAGUACGGCAUUGUCAUUGAGCAGGACUGCGAGAACGGCAAGCCCACGGGCACCCCGACUACCGGCGUCCCCAUCACCGGUCUCACCAUCCAGGGCGUCACGGGCACCGUCGCCUCGUCCGGCACUGACGUCUACAUUCUCUGUGGCGCAGGCAGCUGCUCCGGCUGGACCUGGUCCGGCGUCAGCAUCACCGGUGGAAAGAAAGACCCCAAUGCCUGCCGGAACGUGCCUACAGGUGCUUCUUGCUAA